AUAAAUAAAUAAAAUAAAUAAAUAAAAAAAACUAGGUCGUGGCUUAAAAGGCACACCUCCUUGAAUCAAAGCCAAGCGUGCGACAAAAGAUAUAUAAAAAAAAUCUACUAGGAAUUCAGAGACGCAGUAAGUACCAACCAUAGUAUCUAUUUAACUCGUCAUUCUUAUUCCCUCGAUGCAGGCACGAUGAACGCUGUGGUGGAUGCCGUAGUGGUGAUGAUGGUGGUGGUGAUGACCGGUGCGCCUGUGUCUUCAUCCCCGCGGCAGGGACACCACCAACACCUCCCUCGGAAUACCCACUGGACAUUCAACCUCACCACGCCCGAAAUCGUCCAGGGGAUGGGGUACCCAGCGGAGGUACACCACGUGACUACCAGCGAUGGCUACCUGCUGGAGCUGCACCGCAUUCCUCAUGGCGCUGCGGGGCCCUCGGAAGGUCGCCUGCCCGUCUUACUGCAACACGGCAUCCUGGGGUCCUCCGCCGACUGGGUCCUGAACACCGCGGACCAGGCGCUUGCCUUCCUCCUUGCGGAUGCGGGUUACGACGUCUGGCUCAGCAACACUCGGGGAAACACCUACUGUCGCCGCCACCAGGACCUCUCCCCCGACCAACAGGCCUUCUGGAGCUUCAGCUGGGACGAGAUGGCUUACUAUGAUCUGCCAGCCAGCAUCGACUACAUCCUGGAGGUGACGGGCGCCGCUGACCUACACUAUGUGGGCUACAGCAUGGGCACCACUAUCUUCUUCGCUAUGAUGAGUGAGAGGCCAGAGUACAACGAGAAAGUGAGGGUGAUGGCUGCCCUCGCCCCGGUCGCCUUCGUGGAUCACAUUAAGUCCCCCCUCAGAGAACUGGCGCCCUACAGCAACGAUAUUGAUACAGUCCUCACACUGCUGGGCGUGGGCGAGCUUCUCCCCGGCACAACAGUGAUGGACUACCUAGCCGAGAACUUCUGCGAUGCUGAUAUUCCUUUGGUAGAUGUGUGCUAUAACAUAUUCUUCCUCAUCGUUGGACCUGACACAUCAGAGCUCAAUAAGGAUUACAUGACCUCCAUCGUGUCUCAUACACCAGCUGGUACAUCGGUGCACACCGCGAACCAUUAUGGACAGGAGGUGCUCUCUGGUAACUUCAUAAAGUAUGACUACGGUCUCUUGGGCAACCUGAACCACUACGGGCAGCAGACACCCCCACACUACGACCUGGCCAAGGUGACGACGCCGGUCGGCCUCUUCCACAGUGACAACGACUGGCUGGCUGCCCCCGAGGACGUGGCCAGGCUCCAGCAGCUGCUGCCCAACGUGGUGUUCAGUCACCGCGUGGACUUCCAUGAUUUUAACCACGCUGACUUUGUAUGGGCCGUCCACGCCAGGCAAUACGUGCACCGCUACGUGUUAGAGCUGCUGGCCCAGUACUGACCCAGAUGCACCACGCCCUGAGCACCCUUCCCUCACGCGUACCUAGAUUGUGCUAAUACGUGAUACUUUAAUGCAAAGACAGUAGCUGCGGCAAAAAAAAAAAAAAAAAAAAAAAAAAAAAAAAAAAAAUGAGUGUGGUUCUUUACAGCAGUGAAGCAGCUAUGGUGUUUGUCAUGUCAUGUAACCUACUGCACUAGUACAUUGUUAUAAUAUGUAUAUAGUAUAGUGCUAUUCAUCCACUGUUUGGGAAUAAAAGGCAAAGGUGAAUAAAUAAAAGGAACUUGCUAGUCAGAAAAUAGCAUUGAAGACUUCAGUAUGAGGAAAAGUCAGAAACACGCAAAUGAAGCAGAUGAAUCAAUGAGGCGGCGAGUCGAAGAACACCCAGCACAAGGCCAGUCAUGGUGUGGCUGUCCUGCCGGACAACCCACUGCUCGUACUGCUUAUUUAGAUCGAUGUUUUCCUGGUAUAGAUGAGCCACGCAGUGUAUUUGAAUAUAACAUUAAACGUUGUGUUGAUAUUAUUAGGGGUGGUUUUUAUCACUGCAAACCAAGAUAUAUUGAAGUCAGGGAAUACAGAGGCCAUCAAACUUGGUGGCGAGAAAGGAUAUGUUGAGUUCCACAUUUCUAUACAUGGAAGUAUGAAAGCAGGACACGCUUUUAUGUGAUUUCCCAUUCCCUCUCAGGGAAAGCGUCCACCUUGACACUUCAACCAAGCUUGCAAUGAGAAACCAUUCGCUCUGCUUUUGAGGAUAAUAAUUUCACAUUUUUGUAGUUAUAUAAAUAUUCAGUUGUACAUAAACAUUAUGCUUAAAAUAUAUACCAGUAAUAUAGAGUAAAUAGUAGUUUUGUUUCAUAAAAAUUAAAUUUAAAAAAUCAGGAGCUAAACAAUUAUACAAUGGUGUAGAUGCUUUGUGACACCUAUUAAACACAACUAAAACCAGAGAAUGUGCUUCUCAUCAUGUUUACAAACUGAGUUUUGGUGAAAGAAUCAGACACCAAACCUUCACUCAGCCUGCUAGAGCUCAGCCACAAUAAGUUUCUGUCUUCUAUCAAAUACUUCAUAUAAAAGUAGAAAACAAGCUAAAAAUAUGUUACUGUUAUUGAGUUCCAGUUCAUUUCCACAACAUGGAUGUUUCUGCAAGUUACAACUUAAGAAUUAGACCUUAAAUAUGUAAAUAUGUAUUCCCAAAAUCUAUGUGGAUUCUGAGAUACUUCUUUGCUCUGUAAGAAACACUAAACUAUCAUCUUCAAACUUCAAACAGGUACAAAAGAAUGUAGCUGUAAUUUGGAUAUGGCUAAUAAUGCCUCCAAGAACAGUAAAAGACUAAGUACUGUAAAGGAUAGCAUAACUUGUCAUGAUGCAGUGUCCUUACUUUUCACACUACCUAAUCCUACCAAUCUUGUCUGAUGAAGUGCUGGAAGAUAACACAAUUGAGUCGAGCCAAAUGAAAGGUUUAUCACAUCAAAUAUGACUACCAUAAAAAAUGGGACCAAGAAAAGAGAGCACUAGAGUGGACUCCUCCCCACUCACUUUUCCUUAAAGGCAAGAAGUCCACAUUUCUGCUAUAGUCCAGAAAUUAAUGAGAAAGACAACGACAUGUGAUGAGACUCAUAAUAAGAAAAGCAUAGAACAAUGAGAAUAGUAAAAAAUCCAGCCUUUACUAAAUAAGCAAGAUGGAUGUACAUACACUUGAAAUUCAUCAUACAAGACUGAUCCUCCAUUAAAAAUCCAAGGUGAGACUUUUCAAUCCUAUACAAGAGUGUAUCAGUUUCUGCAGCAACAAAUAUCUCAAUGCAGUGUGACUUUUAAACAAAGUACUUAAUGUUGAACCCCUUUACUAAGACAAGUGGACAAUGUAUGUGGCAAUGAAUAGAAGUGUCAAACUGCUAGCACAUGGCAGUCAGUUAAGUGUGGGAAACUAAGGGAGACUGACAGACAGAAGUGAUCACAGUCUGACAUCCC
This is a messenger RNA of Scylla paramamosain (green mud crab), 3375 nucleotides long. RefSeq names its product lipase 3-like. The transcript has 10 exons. Gene Ontology annotation, molecular function: hydrolase activity, acting on ester bonds. The coding region runs from base 187 to 1413 and encodes 408 amino acids. The record is from RefSeq and is a predicted model, not a curated record. Lineage: Eukaryota; Metazoa; Arthropoda; Malacostraca; Decapoda; Portunidae. Gene Ontology annotation, biological process: lipid metabolic process.